Molecule: messenger RNA, 2542 nt
Organism: Drosophila eugracilis
Lineage: Eukaryota; Metazoa; Arthropoda; Insecta; Diptera; Drosophilidae
Gene: dunk
Exons: 1
Coding region: 1150-1641 (163 amino acids)
Source: RefSeq, a predicted model, not a curated record
CGGGGUGGAAACGCUUCUUUCUACCUGUACAUACUUUUCAACGAAUCUAAUAUACCCGUUUACUCUACCAGUAACGUGUAUACAAACGGACAAAUGAACUGACGAACAAUAUUCGGUCGAACAUAGCUUAAUCGACUUCGCUAUUGAUACUGAUCAAGAGUUGCCAACUAUAAAUGAUCAGAGCUGCCUACUUUACUCAAUUCUCCAAAUUUUUAAUCAAUUUUCCUUAUUUUAAAUUUUCACAAAUUUUUCUUGAUUGUUUUCUAAACACGCCCGGAGCCCCCUUUAACACGUAUAAAAAAUUUUAUCAAAAUCGGUCCGGCCGUUUACGAGUCUAUAGCGGACAUACAUGGUUAGAUUCAUUUAUAUAUAUAUAUACACUUAUAACUUUUUGGUAUACUCGUACGUUGGACACCUAGACAUAUAAAGAUGCAUGCCCAUGUCAAAUGUUCAGUCACUCUUUUAUAGUUAUACACGUUACUCGUUGAGUCAAAAGGUAUAUUAGAUUCAUUGAAAAGUAUGAAACAGGUAGAAUAAUUUUAAAAUUGUGUAAAACAGUAACGUGUAUGUUAUAGUCACUGCACUCGACUAUAGCGUUCCUUCUUGUUUUAUAUUACGCUUUUAUAAAACGCAUUGUUAUUAAACUUUAUUUCUCUUUCUUGUACGGUACAAGCCAAAUCUUCGAAUUUCUUUAGCUAAAUUUACAGCUUCAAUAAAUAUGUACAUAAGCUUUUAAAAUAUUUUAAAACACGAUUUAAUUUUAAAAUUUUGAAUCGCUGAAGCACAAUUUUCACAACUUUAUGUUCGUUAUCGUUAUUUGUCUGACUAUCUGCCAGGUAGUUUGGUGAGUUUUCCUGGAUUUUGUUUCGGUCCUACUUAUAUUCAUCAACCUUGGAUACGGGGCACUUCAAAUUAUAAAAGAUUAAGGGGUUUUUCAGGAAGCCAUUGCAUUAUAUUUAGGAGCAGUGCACUAUAUGUUCAGUUAUGGGUAUGAUCACAGGUAAGCAACGUGGAUUCAAAGAGAUUAAUUUUUUACCUGUUGCGUAUAAAUAAGUCACGAUGGCGAACAUUUUGCUUCAUUAUUCAACACACCAGUCUAGCUACAGGAACGUCAUUAAGUAUUUUAAAACAAAAAGUAUUUAAAAAAAAAUGCCAACAUACAACUUCACCCAGUUUUUAGGCCUAAGCGGGCAGGACCAGUCAUCUGUGUCCACCAGCAUCAUAAAUCUAAACGCACUCAAUUUCGGACAGCGCGACCUGAAUUUAUUCAUUGAAAGUAUGGAAAUUAUUUCUCGUAUAGAGAAAGAAAGGAAUACGCGUCGAAAAAUCCGUCGGGCACAAAAGAUUCAGCACGCUCGUAUGACCCAACUAAAGAAAGAAAGAAGCGCCAGUCCGACCCCAAGUGCCGAAAUGACCACUGACGAGCCCGUCUUGCACCUGGAAGCCAAGUGUAUUCCCUAUGCGGUAUCCGACUUCCUAACUGUCCAAAAGAGCAACAAUCAAGAAAGCAAUCCAGGUCUGCCCGAAUACUACAUCUGCGACAAUGAAACCAAGGGCAAUGGUCUCCUAUCAGCACGAAGCAGCAUAACCUACUGUAGCUGUGAUGGCAUUUUCAGUCUAGAUUUCGAAAUCACUAAAUAGAGAGGGCACGGUUCUGUUUCCUUUGUGCGUCCGCGGGCACAUGUGUGAACGCAGUCCAAAUAUCGCCAGACUCUAUCCCGUACCAUCAGAAUGGUGUUAAAUAGAAAUUACAUAAAGAAUUUUUCACCAAAAAAAUCAGUAAGGGAAAAAGUGCAAGAGUCUGCCAAACGACGACAUUCGAAUUCUGAGGAUUUUAACCAAUGGAAACCAUUUAUCAGAUUACAAUUUCCUGGAAAAGGCUCACUGCUGGCUGACUUGGUUUAUUUUAUAGUGUUAUUCUUGUAAAACAUUUAAAUAAAUAAAACUUCAAAAUAAAACUAAAAGAAUUUCUAUUAAAUACAAGAAGGUUCUAUCCUGCGAAGGCAACAAUACAUACAAUUUUUUUCAUAUUUAACGUUAAUAUAUCGCUCUUUCUACAACAUAGGACGGAAUUAUAUUAAAUUACUAUAACUAUUCUCUAAUUUUGAUAACUAUGUCGAAUACUAUAGCUCUCACAUUAUUGUAAGGUACUACUUGGCUGGCUUUUUCAGUUAUAUGAUGCUAAAAUUCAUAUGUCGCCAAAAUGUCGAAUGUUCUCCAGGUGCCCCUUACGACAAAUGGCCAAGUCGUUUUGGGAAUGGGAGAAAAUGGAAUAAUUCGAGGUUAACUCAAAACAAAUUAGAAUUAUAACAUAAUAAAACACAAUAUAACAUAAAAUCCUUCGAAAGCUAAUGGAUCAUUUUAAAACAGUUUCCAAAUAUGUUUUAGUAGAAUCCGCCAUUAUAACAAUAAUUGCCCAUUACUCGUAAAGUAAAAAUAUGUAACAGGUACACUAUGCAAGUACUAUAUAUGUAUAUUAUUGCUUAGGAUCAAUAGACAGUCGAUUUAGCUAAUCAUUCUGUCCGUGUGAACGCUGAGACUG